This is a messenger RNA of Daphnia carinata, 1914 nucleotides long. Its product is annotated as methyl farnesoate epoxidase-like. The record is from RefSeq and is a predicted model, not a curated record. Bases 16 to 1512 code for a protein of 498 amino acids. Gene Ontology annotation, cellular component: cytoplasm; intracellular membrane-bounded organelle. NCBI's taxonomy places the organism in Eukaryota, Metazoa, Arthropoda, Branchiopoda, Diplostraca, Daphniidae. The transcript has 10 exons. Gene Ontology annotation, biological process: xenobiotic metabolic process. Gene Ontology annotation, molecular function: iron ion binding; heme binding; oxidoreductase activity, acting on paired donors, with incorporation or reduction of molecular oxygen, reduced flavin or flavoprotein as one donor, and incorporation of one atom of oxygen.
UAGAAAUUGAAUAGAAUGAUUUCUGAAUUCUGUCUCACGCUUCUGCUCAUUGGUCUUAUCAUCAAGGCGACAAAACGUCCACACAACUUUCCACCAGGUCCAAGAGGAUUGCCUCUGGUCGGCUAUUUGCCUUUUCUUUCAUCGUGGGAUUCGCAAUAUCCACACAAGGCGAUGAAAAAAAUCGGUGAAGUCUACGGACCUGUAGUGGGAAUGUACUUGGGGCCCAGCCCUCCCAUAAUUUCCGUAUGCGGACACGAGGCCGUCAAAGAGGCCCUACUUAAUGAAGAUCUCGAUGGCCGUCCCUAUAUCCCUGCCGCUUUAGGUCGAACCUUUGGAGAACAUUUAGGACUUAUGUUUGUCAUGGGACGAUUUUGGCAAGAACAGCGCCGAUUCACUAUGAGACAUCUAAAGGACUUGGGUUUCGGCAAAACAUCAAUUGAAGACCAGAUGAUGGAGGAGCUUGCAGACCUAACAAAUGACAUCGAAAAUGGAAGCCAAUUAAAUCCUGAACGAAUUGUCGAUUUGAAAGGCAUUUUUCAAGUAUCAGUAAUCAACAUCCUAUGGGCUAUGAUCGCAGGUGAACGAUUUCAACGGAACGAUCCCAAAUUUCAAGAACUUCUUAGUGCAAACGAGCUGAUGUUCCGAGCGGGAAAUGUCGUUCGAGGCACCAUUCCAAUUCCUGCGUUUAUCACAAACCGUUUCCGCUUUGUGAGGGAAUUCAUUGGAAUGAAAAGCGAACUCAUUAAGCCGAUUCAACAAUUCGUUCAACGUAAUAUUGAUGACCAUCAGCAACAAAACCCAUCAGAGGGUGAAGCCCGUGAUUACAUCGAUGCUUACCUGAAAGAAAUGAAGAAACAAAAAAUGGAGAAUCCAUCAACAAAUUUUACAAACAAACAGCUCAUUUCUACGAUAACGGACAUGUUCGGUGCAGGUGCUGAAUCAACAAGCAGCUCCAUAGGUUUUGCCAUUAUUCAUCUAAUUCGCGAUCAGCAAGUACAACAAAAGAUGCAAAUGGAAUUGGACCAAGUCUGCGGACAAUUUCUUCCCACUCUUAACCAUCGAUCAAGCUUACCAUAUACUGAAGCGGUUCUGAUGGAAGCUCAACGUUGCAGCACUAUUGCACCAUUCGCCGUACCGCACUGUGCCGUCAAAGACACAAGGAUCCAGGGCUAUACAAUUCCGAAGGGAAGUGUUGUCCUACUGAAUUUGGAUGCUGUUCUCCAAGAUGCCAAGUACUGGAAUGAUCCGGAAGUCUUCCGUCCGGAACGCCAUUUGAAUGAAGACGGCACCAAAGUGAUUAAAAGUGAUCACUUCUAUCCAUUCGGUCUCGGGAAAAGAUUUUGUUUAGGAGAAUCGCUGGCAAAGAAUACCUAUUUCCUCUUUACUGCUGCUUUGAUCAAGAAAUUUCGAUUUGAACCUGUACCAAACGAACCUCUUCCGACUCUAGACCCAAGGAAUGGAUUUACUGUGAGCUACCAAGGCUUUAAAGCGGUCGUUACUCCUCGUUCAUGAAUUCGAUGGAAAGUAUUGCUUUAAAAAAGGCGACAGGAAAAGUCUUUGCCUUUCACUUUUUUCUGUUAUUUUGUCAUUGAUUUACUACGCCAUUUGCAAUGUGUUCUGCAAUACUUUCCCUACUCCCAGAAAGACAGAGCUAAAGAGUUUUUAACCUCUACAGCACUGGCUACAUGCACAAGUUUUUAUUUAAACAACAUAAAAAUUUCAGAACCUUAAUCACGCCCACAAAAUCUAUUAGACGUUCUGUAUAUAAAGCAUUUCCUUAAAGCCGAAAAUGCUAUGUAAGUAGAAAAGAGAUUUACCGUAUAAGGCCUUGAAUGUCAAAAAGAUCCAAUGAAUGUCCAGUGAUGAUUCCUUUGUCUAAUCAUGUAACGUAUUCAACUCCACCUGGAAAUUAUG